AUGGCCAAGUGCCGGAUUGGUCACUUUGUUGAGUCGCAGGUCCUGCAGCAGAUCGGUGUGGACUGCAUCGAUGAGAGCGAGGUCCUGACCGUCGCGGAUGAAGGAAACCACGUGAACAAGACCAAGUUCAAGGUGCCCUUCGUGUGCGGCUGCCGCAACCUUGGCGAGGCCUUGCGCCGUGUGGCCGAGGGCGCCAGCAUGAUCCGCACGAAGGGCGAGGCUGGAACCGGCGAUGUCGUCGAGGCCGUGAGGCACAUCCGUACUCUGCAUAAGGAGAUGCGAAUGGUGCAGAUGAUGGACGAGGACGAGCUCUUCACCUACGCCAAGGAGAUCGGUGCUCCCAUCGAUCUGGUGCAGCAUGUGAAGAAGACUGGAAAGCUGCCGGUGGUGAACUUCGCAGCGGGUGGCGUGGCCACCCCUGCUGAUGCCGCCCUCUGCAUGCAGCUCGGUGUGGAUGGCGUCUUCGUCGGCAGCGGCAUCUUCAAGUCUGAGGAUCCUGCCAAGCGCGCCCGCGCGAUCGUGAAGGCAGUGACCCACUUCAACGACCCUCAGGUCAUUGCGGAGGUCUCUGAGGACAUUGGCGAGGCGAUGACUGGAAUCAACUGCGACGGCCUUGCAACUCGCUUCGCGGAUCGGGAAGGCGGCAACAUGCCAGCGGCCAAGAAGGCCCGCAUGGAAUCCUAUGGCGAUCACAAAGGUUUGGCGGGAACCGCCUUCUGA
This is a messenger RNA of Symbiodinium pilosum, 720 nucleotides long. NCBI's taxonomy places the organism in Eukaryota, Dinophyceae, Suessiales, Symbiodiniaceae. The record is from the annotation of a GenBank genome assembly.